AUGGGGAGCACCGACAAAGUCUUUCGGUUCUUCAACAGGAGACAAAGUCUCUUUCCCAACUACAAAGUCACAGGUUCUGACGUCAGUCGAAGAUCUUCUGAGAUCGUUUAUCCAUCAGCAAAGGAGAGCUGUGUGAGGACAUGGAACUCCAUGCAAGAGCUGAGCAGAGACAUCUACGACAUCUAUGCUGAAUAUGAAGAUGAAGACGAUGAUGGCUUCUCCAGACAGAUUUCCCCAUCCAAAAAUUAUAUGAUCAACAUCAAUGUAGGUGGGAAGCCCUACCAGAUCGCCUACAAGAUGGCAGCCAGGUACCCCAAAACCAGAAUUGGACGACUGGCCACUUACACCGACCACAACAUGAAACUGGACCUGUGUGACGACUACAAUAUGACCAACAACGAGUUCUUCUUUGACAGAGACCCUGAUAUCUUUCACAGUAUCUUUAAUUUCUACCGAACUGGGGUGCUGUGGAUCAAGGACGAGCUGUGCCCACGCAAUUUCCUGGAAGAGAUCAACUACUGGGGGGUGAGGAUCAAGAACACCCAACGCUGCUGCCGCAUCUCCUUUGAGGAGAGACAGGACGAGCUGAAUGAGCAGUUGAAGAUUCAGAGGGAGCUGGAAGCUGAGGUGGAGAUUGAGGAGAAUGAAGCACUCUUUCAAGAUAUGUUCAUGGGCCGCAAGCGGCGAGCAAUAUGGAACUUGAUGGAGAAGCCAUUUUCUUCAGUCAAGGCCAAGCUGAUGGCAGUCACCUCCAGUUUGUUCGUCUUGAUCUCGCUGGUGGCGAUGACACUGAACACAGUGGAAGAGAUGCAGUACAGAGCUCAUAUGGGGCAGCUCAGUGGAAAGACUUACUGGGAGUACGUAGAGUCAAUGUGCAUUGCCUUCUUCACUAUGGAGUAUCUGUUACGUCUUGUGUCCACCCCUGAACUCAAAGCAUUCAGCAGGAGUGUGCUCAACACCGUGGACCUGAUCGCCAUCCUGCCUCUCUACCUCCAGGCCAUUCUGGAAUUCUUUGACAACAAGGAAAACUACAUGAAGCACGAGGCCGACAUGCAGGCCGUGGGCCAGGUGGGGAAGCUUGGACAAGUCCUACGUAUCAUGAGACUAAUGCGGAUUUUUCGUAUCUUGAAGCUGGCCCGACACUCCACAGGCCUGAGAGCGUUCGGCUUUACUCUGCGCCAGUGCUACCAGCAAGUCGGCUGCCUGUUCCUCUUUAUUGCCAUGGGAAUCUUUAGCUUCUCUGCCAUGGUUUACACUGUGGAGCACGACAUGCCUCAAACAAACUUCACCAGUAUUCCUCACGCCUGGUGGUGGGCAUCUGUCAGCAUCUCCACAGUGGGCUAUGGCGACGUCUACCCAGAGACAAUCCUCGGUCGUCUCUUUGCUUUCAUCUGCAUAGCCUUUGGAAUCAUACUCAAUGGUCUGCCGAUAUCCAUCCUCUUCAACAAGUUCUCAGAUUACUACUCCAAACUCAAGUCCAAUCAGUACACAGCCUCCCUGAAGAAUCGAGGGAAAGUGAGGUUCGCCAAGAGGACCGCCCAGAAGCUAAAUGACUGCUUUGAAAAAGUCCACCGCCCUGUGAGCUAAUCAUAUACUUUAAGACAUUUCUGAAGUGUCAGUGACACAAUUUCUAUUGAACUCCAUAGAUCCACGACUUUGCUGCUAUAGAAAUCUGA
Syngnathoides biaculeatus (alligator pipefish) is the source of this 1676-nucleotide messenger RNA. RefSeq names its product potassium voltage-gated channel subfamily V member 2-like. The transcript is spliced from 2 exons. Gene Ontology annotation, biological process: protein homooligomerization; potassium ion transmembrane transport. Gene Ontology annotation, cellular component: membrane; voltage-gated potassium channel complex. Lineage: Eukaryota; Metazoa; Chordata; Actinopteri; Syngnathiformes; Syngnathidae. Gene Ontology annotation, molecular function: voltage-gated potassium channel activity. The record is from RefSeq and is a predicted model, not a curated record. Bases 1 to 1587 code for a protein of 528 amino acids.